This is a messenger RNA of Brienomyrus brachyistius, 1963 nucleotides long. RefSeq names its product JunB proto-oncogene, AP-1 transcription factor subunit a (gene junba). The transcript has a single exon. Gene Ontology annotation, cellular component: transcription regulator complex. Gene Ontology annotation, biological process: regulation of cell population proliferation; regulation of cell cycle; regulation of transcription by RNA polymerase II. NCBI's taxonomy places the organism in Eukaryota, Metazoa, Chordata, Actinopteri, Osteoglossiformes, Mormyridae. Bases 528 to 1517 code for a protein of 329 amino acids. Gene Ontology annotation, molecular function: RNA polymerase II cis-regulatory region sequence-specific DNA binding; transcription factor binding; DNA-binding transcription factor activity, RNA polymerase II-specific. The record is from RefSeq and is a predicted model, not a curated record.
AUGUGGCAGCGCACCUAGCAGAUACAACACGCGUGUCGGAGCCGAACGGCAAUUCAUUUUCUGGCUGAACAGGUCCGCCAGCGUUUUGACAGAAGAGGACAAAAAGAUAUACGAAACAAAUACUUGUGCCGAUAAGAAGAAAUAUCAAGAAUUCUACAUCGGACACCUCUUUGAAACAGCUGUCAAGAAAUACGGCAUCUGUUGACUUGGUACAGUAAACUUCUUUGGAAGUUGUUUUGUGCUUUUCAUACCAAACAUACUUCUUGGCUUAAACUUUAAAUUGCCAUUGCGGAACAUUUCAUUGCUGAAAAGACAUUCAAGGCGGUUGGCUCUUGCAUUUUUUUUUCUGCGAGGUGCCCAAUAGAACAAGGCACCGAUACUGUUUCUGGACGCAUAUGCGGUGUCCGUACGAAGAAGAUUGUGCUGUACUCAUUGUAUAGACGGGGCAUAGACGGCAUCUUUAUAACCACAAUAAGUUGUCUCUCAACACAAGAACGCCUGCUACUCGUAUUUGUGCUUUGAAUCAUAUGUCUACAAAAAUGGAGCAGCCGUUUUAUCAUGACGACUCGUUUCUCUCUGCUUAUGGUCACUCAGACGCAGCUCUCCACGACUUCAAGAUCCUUAAGCAGAAUAUGAGCUUGAACUUGACCGAGCCUUAUCGGAACCUGAAGUCCCAACUGCGAGCUGAGACAGACUUCUACCAGGCUGCAAACGCAGACGUCGGGUCGCUGAAGCUUGCAUCUCCCGAGCUAGAGAGACUGAUAAUCCAGAACAGCAACGGCGUCAUUACCACUACACCGACCCCCAGUCCGUUCUUCUACGGCCAGAGGAUCACAGAGGAGCAGGAAGGUUUCGCGGACGGAUUCGUGAAAGCACUGGACGAGCUCCACAAGAUGAACCAGUUGCCCCCGCCCAACGUGUCGAUUGGAGCCGGCGGUGUGACGAACUGCACUGCGGCCUCUAGCGUCUUCGGCUCCUCCUUGCACCACGAGCCGCCUGUUUAUACGACAUUGAACACCUGCUCCCCGAACACUAACCUCACGUCUGGAUCCAACUACCCGACAGCUACAAUCAGCUACCUGCCUCACCACCACCAGUAUCCCCAUCACCAAACGGCGACGCACGCCACGCACCAGUAUCCGCAUUCGCUGCCCGCAGCCGGCUUACACCCACAGAGGCUCAUGGCCCUGAAAGAGGAACCGCAGAUCGUCCCCGAUCUCCAGAACAGCGACGGCUCUCCGCCGAUGUCACCGAUCGACAUGGAGAGCCAGGAGCGGAUCAAGGCGGAACGGAAGAGGCUGAGAAAUCGCUUGGCUGCGACGAAGUGCCGGCGGCGCAAACUAGAGCGCAUCUCCCGCUUGGAGGAGAAGGUGAAAAGCCUUAAAACGGACAAUGCUGGGCUCUCAAGCACCGCCUCUGUGCUAAGAGAACAGGUCGCUCAGCUAAAACAGAAAGUCAUGACACACGUUAGCAGUGGCUGUCAACUUAUGUUAACUACUAAAAUGAAGUCGUUUUAGGCGACGCGAAUGGGAGCAUGGACAUUGGUUUAAAAGGGGGAAAAACACUGGACAGUUUCUUAAAUGUUUUACUUGUAAAACGAACAUUACAGCACUGGAAUAUUGAUUUUGUUGAUGUUGAAAUGCUUGUAUUUUCUUUUUUGAAAAAAAUACGUCUUGUUCAGAAUAUUCGAAAUACAGAAUAUUGCUCUGUAUUUAUUUGUUGACACAGGUACUUUUCGUCUGAAGUAAUAGACAUAUUUCAAGGGACCAUUUCAUGACGCUUAAAUCAAGACCGUUAAGAAAACUUCAGACACGUUAUAAUGUUUGGACAUUAUGCUGAGUGUUUUUAAAUACAUUUGAUAUUUCUUCCAGUAAAUUAUUAUGUAUUGUCAGGUUGAACCAGACAAUGUUAAGUUUACCUUUUUAAUUUGCAUACAAUAUUUAAGUAAACAUUUUUAAAAUUA